This is a messenger RNA of Lontra canadensis (Northern American river otter), 2559 nucleotides long. RefSeq names its product SATB homeobox 2 (gene SATB2). NCBI's taxonomy places the organism in Eukaryota, Metazoa, Chordata, Mammalia, Carnivora, Mustelidae. Gene Ontology annotation, molecular function: DNA-binding transcription factor activity, RNA polymerase II-specific; RNA polymerase II cis-regulatory region sequence-specific DNA binding. Gene Ontology annotation, biological process: regulation of transcription by RNA polymerase II; chromatin remodeling. The coding region runs from base 262 to 2463 and encodes 733 amino acids. The record is from RefSeq and is a predicted model, not a curated record. The transcript has 11 exons.
ACCAUCUCUGCACUAGAAGACAUCCUGACCCAGGACCUUAAACGUUAGGACCUGGGAAAGAGGAAAAGGGGAAGGAGUAAAGAGGAAAGAAGACCAGGAGAACACCGCAAGGCAAAGCACCAGAAACUUUCCACCCUGGAUUCUCUACUUUUGCUCCAUGGACAGAGCCUCAGCCAGCCAAGUUACAGACAGACCGUGAGCAGUCCCUGCGCGUUUUAUUGCGACCUGCCGGUGGGAACUUUGUCUCCGAGUCGGAGCAGCAUGGAGCGGCGGAGCGAGAGCCCGUGUCUGCGGGACAGCCCCGACCGGCGGAGCGGCAGCCCCGACGUCAAGGGGCCUCCCCCGGUGAAGGUGGCCCGGCUGGAGCAGAACGGCAGCCCCAUGGGAGCCCGCGGGAGGCCCAACGGCGCCGUGGCCAAGGCCGUGGGAGGUUUGAUGAUUCCUGUCUUUUGUGUGGUGGAGCAGUUGGAUGGCUCUCUUGAAUAUGACAACAGAGAAGAACACGCGGAGUUCGUCCUGGUUCGAAAAGAUGUGCUUUUUAGCCAGCUGGUGGAGACCGCGCUCCUGGCCCUGGGGUACUCCCACAGCUCCGCAGCUCAGGCACAAGGAAUCAUCAAGCUGGGCAGGUGGAACCCUCUCCCCCUCAGCUAUGUGACAGACGCGCCCGACGCCACCGUGGCCGACAUGCUGCAGGACGUCUAUCAUGUUGUGACACUGAAAAUCCAGUUACAAAGUUGUUCGAAGCUGGAAGAUUUGCCGGCGGAGCAGUGGAACCACGCCACAGUCCGCAAUGCCUUAAAGGAACUGCUCAAAGAGAUGAACCAGAGCACAUUAGCCAAAGAAUGCCCUCUCUCCCAGAGUAUGAUUUCAUCCAUUGUAAAUAGCACAUAUUAUGCCAACGUGUCAGCAACCAAGUGCCAGGAGUUUGGGAGAUGGUAUAAGAAGUACAAGAAGAUUAAAGUUGAAAGAGUGGAACGAGAAAACCUUUCAGACUAUUGUGUUCUGGGCCAGCGACCAAUGCAUUUACCAAAUAUGAACCAGCUGGCAUCCUUGGGGAAAACCAACGAACAGUCUCCUCAUAGCCAAAUCCACCACAGUACUCCAAUCCGAAACCAAGUGCCCGCAUUACAGCCCAUCAUGAGCCCUGGUCUUCUUUCUCCCCAGCUCAGUCCACAACUUGUUAGGCAACAAAUAGCCAUGGCCCAUCUGAUAAACCAACAGAUUGCUGUUAGCCGGCUCCUGGCUCACCAGCAUCCUCAAGCCAUCAACCAGCAGUUCCUGAACCAUCCGCCGAUUCCCAGAGCAGUUAAGCCAGAGCCAACCAACUCUUCCGUAGAAGUGUCUCCAGAUAUCUACCAGCAAGUCAGAGAUGAGCUGAAGAGGGCAAGUGUGUCCCAAGCUGUCUUUGCAAGAGUGGCAUUCAACCGCACACAGGGAUUGUUGUCUGAGAUUUUGCGUAAGGAAGAAGACCCUCGGACAGCCUCUCAGUCUCUCUUAGUAAACUUGAGGGCCAUGCAGAAUUUCCUCAAUCUGCCGGAAGUGGAGCGGGAUCGCAUAUACCAGGACGAGAGAGAGCGGAGCAUGAACCCCAAUGUGAGCAUGGUCUCGUCAGCCUCUAGCAGUCCCAGCUCCUCCCGAACCCCUCAGGCCAAAACCUCGACACCGACAACAGACCUCCCCAUUAAGGUGGACGGCGCCAACGUCAACAUCACAGCUGCCAUUUAUGACGAGAUCCAACAGGAGAUGAAAAGGGCCAAGGUGUCUCAAGCCCUGUUUGCCAAAGUGGCCGCAAAUAAAAGUCAGGGCUGGUUGUGUGAACUGCUCCGCUGGAAGGAGAACCCCAGCCCAGAGAACCGCACGCUCUGGGAGAACCUCUGUACCAUCCGCCGCUUCCUGAACCUUCCCCAGCACGAGAGGGAUGUGAUCUAUGAGGAAGAGUCGAGACAUCACCACAGUGAGCGCAUGCAGCACGUGGUCCAGCUCCCCCCUGAGCCAGUGCAGGUCCUGCACAGACAGCAGUCUCAGCCGGCCAAGGAGAGCUCCCCGCCCAGAGAAGAAGCUCCUCCCCCACCUCCUCCCACGGAAGACAGUUGUGCCAAAAAGCCCCGUUCUCGCACAAAGAUCUCCCUGGAAGCCCUGGGGAUCCUCCAAAGCUUUAUUCAUGAUGUGGGCCUGUACCCUGAUCAGGAAGCCAUCCACACGCUUUCUGCGCAGCUGGAUCUCCCCAAACACACCAUCAUCAAGUUCUUCCAGAACCAGCGGUAUCACGUGAAGCAUCACGGGAAGCUCAAGGAGCACCUGGGCUCCGCGGUGGACGUGGCCGAGUAUAAGGACGAGGAGCUGCUGACGGAGUCCGAGGAGAACGACAGCGAAGAAGGCUCAGAGGAGAUGUACAAAGUGGAGGCCGAGGAGGAAAAUGCCGAAAAGAGCAAGGCGGCGCCUGCUGAAAUUGACCAGAGAUAAUGUGAACUCCUACCAGGCCAAGCAAUACGUCGGUCCAAGGAUUUUCUGUUUUAAUUUCUUUAAAAACAUUUCUUCCUUUUUUUUUUUUUUUUGCUU